AAAGCCUUAUUUCAGAGAGUACUUCCUGAAAGAGACAAACCGACAACGAGUGAAUACCAACUCCUCUGCCAAGUGUUAUAUUUGAAACAAUUUUGUAAAUGAAAAGAAGACCUCAGACGAAAGAAAUACUACAUUUCUUAAAUAUACCGUUUUUUAGAAAGAGCUAUUUUAACGCAAGAUAUCUUUUUUAUAUACCUGGAUAUGAAGAAAUAUGUUCCUCUCUAACACAGCCAUUUGAUGGACAGGAGUUUCUAAGUGCCGUUCCCCCAACAAAUUAUAAGAUGACCACUCCUCACAAUCCAGUUCAACCUAGCCCUCCGAACGACUCACACCCAGAAGAAUACAAGAUCGCAGCCCUUGUCUUCUACAGCUGUAUCUUCACAAUCGGAUUAUUUGUUAAUGCCACUGCCUUAUGGGUUUUUAGCUGUACCACCAAGAAGAGAACCACUGUGACCAUCUAUAUGAUGAACGUAGCAUUGUUGGACUUAAUAUUUAUAAUAAGCUUACCCUUUCGGAUGUUUUAUUAUGCAAAAGGUGAAUGGCCAUUCGGAGAGUACUUCUGCCAGAUUCUUGGGGCUCUCACGGUGUUUUACCCAAGCAUUGCUCUAUGGCUUCUUGCUUUAAUUAGUGCCGACAGAUACAUGGCCAUUGUGCAGCCAAAAUAUGCCAAAGAACUUAAAAACACAGGCAAAGCAGUGCUAGCGUGCGUGGGAGUCUGGAUAAUGACCCUGACAACCACCGUCCCACUUCUGCUGCUCUACGAAGACCCAGAUAAAGCCUCCGCUCCCCCGACCUGCCUGAAGAUUUCUGACAUCAUCCACUUAAAAGCUAUUAACAUGUUAAACUUCACUCGACUGAUAUUUUUUUUCUUGAUUCCCCUGUUCAUCAUGAUUGGGUGCUACUCAGUCAUCAUUCAUAGUCUCCUUCACGGGAAGACAUCUAAGCUGAAACCAAAAGUCAAGGAGAAGUCUAUAAGAAUCAUCAUCACACUCAUGGUACAAGUGAUCGUCUGCUUCAUGCCUUUCCACAUCUGUUUUGCUUUCCUGAUGCUGGAAGGGGAGGAGAACAGUUACAGUCCCUGGGGAGCCUUUACCACCUUCCUCAUGAACCUCAGCACCUGUCUGGAUGUGAUCCUCUACUACAUUGUUUCAAAACAAUUUCAGGCUCGCGUCAUCAGCGUCAUGCUCUACCGCAAUUACCUUCGGAGCGUGCGCAGAAAAAGCUUCCGCUCAGGUAGUUUACGGUCACUAAGCAACAUAAACAGUGAAAUGCUUUGAACGAUAAGUAGGGUUUUGUCUUUAGCUUCUUUAUAUUCACUUUACUAACUACCCUAAGGUCAGUGGAUAUUCUGUAUAUUACCAAGUAAGUCCCUUCUCGCCUGAAAAAAACAAACUUAAAAACACUUUUGUGGGAUCUAUUGUGUGACAACAUAAUUAAAUAUUCUUAAGUAUGAAUUCAUUAUUUUUAUUUUCAAAACUUGUAUGAAACAUAUUUGGGAGUUAUUGAGAGAAAAAUAUGCAUUUGUAUUUCACAAUCAAGUCUUAUCUAAAUACAUAGUUGACAACUUUUUGGAUUUAAUUCUAUGUGCAAGUGAGUCGACGUCAAUCAAGUCAGUAGGCCAAAAAAAAAAAUCCACUUACUGUUCCAAAUAGUUUAAAUUAUUAAAUUAUAAUUUGAUUAAACCAAAACCAAAGCUCCCUUUGGUUUAACUUACACUCAGGAUUGACAGUCUAAAUCUUACAAUAGUUUGUCUUCCAAGAUUCCUACACAAACAACUAUAUUCAACCCAUCACUGUUACUUGCCACCAACCAAAAUUAGCAGGAGCCAUCACCUCAAGGGGCCUGCAAAGGCAAUCUCCAUUAGCCCUCCCCUAUUCUGAAUUCAUUUUUUUGGGGGGGGGGACAGACUAUAGUCAUUCAAUAAACACUGAGAGCCUACCGUGCACCAGACUCUACUUACAACCAAUGCAAGAGACCUAAUCCCAGACCCUAUUUCUGCCCAAUAACCCAAGUUCAUUUCUCCUACACAAAGUUUCUGCUGUUAGGUAAAAUAUAUUCCUCCAGUAUAAACUGAUUGCUCUUCAUACUGACUAAACAUUACAUUACAAGAAGACGAUUUUUUUCCCAGGCCAUAUAUCGCAGUGUAACAGCACUAGUCAGGGACCUUGGAUUCUUCCCCCAGCCUUGCCAUUUAAUUUCCCCUAAUGAAGUAACAAACCAAGUAACUUCCCUAUUUAAAAAGAAAAGAAAGUAAACUAUAAUCUGUAAAGGACAUAGUAUUCUAAAUAUUAUGGAAAUUAGUCUACCAUAACUUCC
Lutra lutra (Eurasian river otter) is the source of this 2316-nucleotide messenger RNA. RefSeq names its product G protein-coupled receptor 18 (gene GPR18). Gene Ontology annotation, cellular component: membrane. Gene Ontology annotation, biological process: positive regulation of Rho protein signal transduction; phospholipase C-activating G protein-coupled receptor signaling pathway. Gene Ontology annotation, molecular function: G protein-coupled receptor activity. The record is from RefSeq and is a predicted model, not a curated record. The transcript is spliced from 2 exons. Bases 99 to 1277 code for a protein of 392 amino acids. NCBI's taxonomy places the organism in Eukaryota, Metazoa, Chordata, Mammalia, Carnivora, Mustelidae.